CAUGCUAUAUAUAAUAAGGUUAUGCAAUAUUAAUUAUUUAGGUACCUAAUAAAGUUUGAAGAUGGCACAAGUUGAACUGCGAGAUGAGCAUGGGAACCCAGUUGAACUCACAGAUGCAUAUGGGAAUCCGGUUUGGUUAACGGACGAGAAAGGCAAACCGGUGCACCUCACCGGUGUGGCAACCACUGCACACAAAUGUUUGCAAGAGAAUGACACACCACAAGAGCUUCCUCACUCCAAGAGCUCAAGCUCUAGCUCUUCUGAGGAUGAAGAGCAUGGAGGGAGGAGCAAGAAGGGACUGAAGGAUAAAAUAGAAGAGAAGUUGCCAGGAGGAGAAGAAGGAGAGGGAAAGGAGCAUGCACACACCACAACAGUUACUUCUGCUACUACCACAGAUAGUGGUGCUAAUCACCACCCAACCACAACCACUGACCAUGAGAAGAAGAGUAUAAUAGACAAGAUUAAAGAAAAAUUCCAAUAAGUAUAAGUCAGUGAAUUAUUCAUGAAUUUAAGCUUUGUUUAUUUUGUAUGUUUAUCUAUGUCAUGGCAUAGAUGGUUUUUGAGAGUUUCAAAGCAUAUAUCAAUAAGAGAAACGUUAUUAUGCUCACAAAAUUUUCCAGAAAUAUCUUUUGCAAUAAA
Molecule: messenger RNA, 639 nt
Organism: Glycine soja
Lineage: Eukaryota; Viridiplantae; Streptophyta; Magnoliopsida; Fabales; Fabaceae
Product: late embryogenesis abundant protein-like
Exons: 2
Coding region: 62-481 (139 amino acids)
Biological process (GO): response to water
Source: RefSeq, a predicted model, not a curated record